GAGGCGGAGGAGGGAGCAGGCAGGCGUCUCAGUGCGGCUGCCGGUGCUGCGGGACUGUGGAGCGUCUCCGCCGGGACUGACGCCCGCAGCCCGCUGGCGCUGAGGGGACGCGGCGCGAGCCGGGCGCUGAGCUCUCCCGCCGCCCCGGGCGGCCGCGCGCCUGCCCAGGAGCCGCACGUGAGGGCUCUUAAAACCUGCCCCGGCUCCUGCGCCGGGGGAGCAUGAUCUGUGCCCGGGCCGGCAUCCUCCAGGAAUUGAUGCGCUUACAAUUGCCGGGUCAUUAUGCUGCUCCACCUGUGUAGUGUUAAGAAUCUGUACCAAAACAGGUUCCUAGGCCUGGCUGCCAUGGCGUCUCCAUCUAGGAACUCACAGAAUCGGCGCCGGUGUAAAGAACCGCUCAGAUACAGCUACAACCCUGACCAGUUUCAUAACAUGGACAUCAGGAACAACUCCCUUGAGACGGUAACCAUUCCACGGUCCACCAGUGACACUGACCUGGUCACUUCAGACAGCCGAUCUACGCUGAUGGUCAGCAGUUCGUAUUAUUCCAUAGGACAUUCACAGGACCUAGUGAUCUAUUGGGAUAUAAAGGAAGAAGUAGAUGCAGGGGAUUGGAUCGGCAUGUAUCUCAUUGAUGAGGUCUUGUCUGAAAACUUUCUGGACUACAAGAACCGUGGCAUCAAUGGCUCUCACCGUGGUCAGAUUAUCUGGAAGAUUGAUGCCAGCUCUUACUUCAUAGAGCCUGAAACAAAGAUCUGCUUCAAAUAUUACCAUGGAGUGAGUGGAGCACUACGUGCUACGACCCCCAGUGUCACAGUGAAAAACAGUUCUGCUCCCAUUUUUAAAAGCAUCACCAGUGAAGAUCCGGUCCAGAGUCAAGGAAGUCGGAGACUGAUCAGUUUUUCACUCUCAGAUUUCCAGGCUUUGGGUCUGAAGAAAGGAAUGUUCUUCAACCCAGACCCAUACCUGAAGAUUUCCAUUCAGCCUGGAAAGCACAGCAUCUUUCCAGCGCUUCCUCACCAUGGACAGGAGAAGAGAUCCAAGAUCACAUGUAAUACUGUGAACCCUAUCUGGCAAGGAGAGCAGUUCAGCUUUGUUUCCGUUCCCACGGAUGUUCUGGAAAUAGAAGUUAAGGACAAGUUUGCAAAGAGCCGGCCGAUCAUUAAACGCUUCUUGGGGAAACUUUCCAUGCCAGUGCAACGCCUGCUGGAGAGACAUGCUAUAGGGGACAGGGUUGUCAGCUACACUCUGGGACGUAGGCUUCCAACAGAUCACGUCAGCGGUCAGCUGCAGUUUCGGUUUGAGAUAACUUCUUCUAUCCAUCCAGAUGAUGAAGAAGUCUCCAUUAGUGCAGAUCCUGAGUCAGCUGAACUGCAGGAAAGCCCUGUGAACAGCACUGCAGAGGAAAUCCUUGGUGAGCCUCCCUGCACCGACACAGUGACCUCAGAAAGUACAGCUCCAGAGCAGCUAAAUGGAUUCAAUGUGAAUGGUGUCAAUGUUGAUAGCCCUGGGGAAGUCAACCAGAACAGUUUAAAUGAAGAGCUAGCAGGAAAUAGGGAGGUUGAUGCAGUGCCAGAUGCUAUUGAGUCCUUGGAAUCCAUCCCGGGGGAAGUGCUGCCUUCCCUGAGUGCUAUGGACCAAUCUGAGCAACUGGCUCUGCUGGCUUGCACACCUCCUCUGGAGACUGAAGUUAGGGAAAACAAUAAAGUCAAUUCUGUUACUCAGGGACACAACGACAUCUUUACCAGCAUAGAAGCACUAGAUAUUGAUGAGGUGAGUGCAGACAUUCAGACUGUCAAGGACCUAGAGAAAAUUCAGGAUGUGGAAGGGGCUACAGCCCAGGAGGAGGAAGACAACAAGCUGCAGCUAAGAACAGGGAAGAGGAAAAACAGGCCCUGCUCCCUGCCUGUGUCUGAACUGGAGACAGUGAUCGCAUCAGCGUGUGGUGAGCCUGAGACCCCUCGCACACACUACAUACGGAUCCACAAUCUGCUUCACAGCCUGCCCUCAGCACAGAUGAGUAGCAAUGGAGAGGAGGAGCAGGGAGGUGGCGAGAAUGACGAAGAGUCAACAGUCAAGGAAGCAUCAGAGAAGGAUGUGGUUAGCGAAUCUGAGACGCUAGCGGCAGAUCCUCCCCCUGAAAGCGGAACUGAUGAGUAUUUCAGCCUGGGGACCGUGCCCCGCAGCACCUCAAUUGAGCACCUCUCAGACUUAAAUGAGCAGCUGUUGGAUGGGGAACAUCCCAUGACUGGAAGCGAGAGUGAAUCAAGUUCCAGACCAUAUGGGGACAAUGAGUGUGACACCUCUUGCUACAGCACAUCCUGCUACAGCACGUCCUGCUACAGUACGUCCUGCUACAGCACGUCUUGCUAUAGCCCUUCCUGUUACGACAGUAACAAUCGCUUUUCCAGCCAUACCCGUUUCUCCUCUGUUGACAGUGCAAAGAUUUCUGAGAGCACGGUCUUUUCCUCACAGGAUGAUGAGGAAGAGGAAAACAGUGCCUUUGAGUCAGUGCCAGAUUCAGUGCAAAGCCCUGAACUGGACAGGGAGCAAGUGGAUGUCUCCGCCCAGUGGCCAGAUGAACUCGUAGCUCAUGGUGGGAAUCCACAAAGAGCAACAGAAACUCUAGAGUCCCCAAUAGCAGGUCCGAGCAACAGAAGAGAAGGUGAUUGUCCUUUACUCCAUAAUUCUCAGCCAGUCAGCCAGCUUCCUUCCCUGAGGCCUGACCACCAUCACUAUCCAACUAUUGAUGAGCCUCUUCCACCAAACUGGGAAGCUCGGAUAGACAGCCAUGGAAGGGUAUUUUAUGUGGAUCACGUGAAUCGAACCACAACAUGGCAGCGCCCCACAGCAGCAGCCACUCCAGAUGGAAUACGGAGAUCUGGUUCAAUCCAACAAAUGGAGCAGCUCAAUCGGCGGUAUCAAAAUAUUCAGCGGACUAUUGCAACAGAGAGGCCAGAGGAUGAUGCUAUUGUGAACAACAGAGUCGAGAGGCUCUCCAUUGGAGGAGGAAGUGACUCUGAGGCAGACUCUUCCCAGCCAAACUCAGAAAUUAGGAGAGAAGGGUCCCUUUCUCCAGUGAAUUCUCAAAAAAUUACCUUGCUGCUACAGUCUCCAGCUGUAAAGUUCAUCACCAACCCCGAGUUCUUCACUGUGCUGCACGCAAACUAUAGUGCCUAUCGAGUCUUCACCAACAGCACCUGCUUGAAGCACAUGAUUCUAAAGAUCCGCAGAGAUGCUCGGAAUUUUGAGCGCUAUCAGCACAACAGGGACCUGGUAAAUUUUAUCAACAUGUUUGCUGACACCCGACUGGAACUUCCACGGGGUUGGGAGAUCAAAACAGAUCAACAGGGCAAGUCCUUCUUUGUUGACCACAACAGCCGUGCUACCACUUUCAUCGAUCCCAGGAUCCCACUUCAAAAUGGCCGUCUCCCUAAUCAUCUGACUCACAGGCAGCAUCUCCAGCGACUUCGCAGCUACAGUGCUGGAGAGGCAUCAGAAGUCUCUCGGAAUAGAGGCGUUUCUCUGUUGACCAGACCAGGCAACAGCCUAGUAACAGCAAUUCGAAACCAGCACCAUUAUGAGUCAUUACCUCUGGCUUACAAUGACAAGAUUGUUUCAUUUCUACGCCAACCAAACAUUUUUGAGAUGCUGCAGGAGCGUCAGCCAAGCUUGGGCAGGAACCAUGCACUCAGAGAGAAGAUCCAUUACAUUCGGACAGAGGGUACACAUGGGCUUGAAAAGUUGUCCUGUGAUGCAGAUUUAGUAAUUCUACUGAGUCUCUUUGAAGAGGAUAUUAUGUCCUACAUACCCCUGCAGGCUGCCUUCCACCCUGGCUACAGCUUCUCUCCUCGCUCUUCGCCCUGCUCCUCACCUCAGAACUCUCCAGGAUUACAGCGAGCUAGUGCAAGAGCACCUUCUCCAUAUAGGAGAGACUUUGAAGCCAAGUUACGCAAUUUCUAUCGAAAACUUGAAGCCAAAGGAUAUGGGCAAGGUCCAGGUAAAAUUAAGUUAAUUAUACGGCGUGAUCACUUGCUGGAAGGCACCUUCAAUCAGGUGAUGGCUUAUUCACGCAAGGAGCUUCAGCGGAACAAACUCUAUAUCACGUUUGUUGGAGAGGAAGGCUUGGACUACAGUGGUCCCUCCCGAGAGUUCUUCUUCCUUCUGUCUCAGGAGCUCUUCAAUCCUUACUAUGGCCUGUUUGAGUAUUCAGCCAAUGACACUUACACUGUACAGAUCAGCCCUAUGUCUGCGUUUGUGGAAAACCACCUUGAAUGGUUCAGGUUCAGUGGUCGUAUCCUUGGCCUUGCUCUCAUUCAUCAGUAUCUUCUUGAUGCUUUCUUCACGAGGCCAUUCUAUAAAGCACUACUGAGACUGCCAUGUGAUUUAAGUGACUUGGAAUACCUGGAUGAGGAGUUUCAUCAGAGCUUGCAGUGGAUGAAGGAUAACAACAUCACUGAUAUCCUGGAUCUCACUUUCACAGUGAAUGAGGAGGUGUUUGGACAGGUGACAGAAAGAGAGCUGAAAUCUGGGGGUUCAAAUACUCAGGUGACAGAAAAGAACAAAAAGGAGUACAUUGAGAGAAUGGUAAAAUGGCGUGUAGAACGAGGAGUGGUUCAGCAAACAGAGGCUCUAGUCCGUGGCUUCUAUGAAGUUGUAGACUCCAGGCUCGUCUCCAUUUUUGAUGCCAGAGAGCUAGAGCUGGUGAUUGCAGGUACUGCAGAAAUAGACCUCCAUGACUGGCGUAACAACACAGAAUAUCGUGGAGGUUACCAUGAUGGGCAUAUUGUAAUACGGUGGUUCUGGGCAGCGGUGGAGAGAUUUAACAAUGAACAGAGGCUACGGUUCCUGCAGUUUGUCACUGGAACAUCUAGUGUGCCAUAUGAGGGGUUUGCAGCCCUUCGAGGGAGCAAUGGUCUGCGGCGCUUCUGUAUAGAGAAAUGGGGGAAAAUAACAUCCCUUCCGAGGGCACACACAUGUUUCAACCGCUUGGAUCUUCCACCCUACCCAUCUUAUUCUAUGCUGUAUGAGAAGCUGUUGACAGCUGUUGAAGAAACUAGCACGUUUGGACUUGAGUGAGGGAAUUCAGGCACUUCUGGUAUUUUCCCAGCUGAUGAUGUCACCUUCCUUCCCCACCGUCAUAUGAUCUUGGUUUUCCAUGUUUUUAUUUUUUAAAACAAAAGUCAGGAUUGACAAAAGCUGUGCAUGAAGAACUGCCUCCCUCUAAGAUCUAACCUUCAUGCUUUCAUCCUUGGUUUCCAAUGGACUGCUAGCUUGUAUGCAAUAGAAAAACAGCUGUCUCAAGGUUUCUGUAUACUCCACAUACCUCCAUUAAUAAUAAUAAAAAUACGAAUACAGGUUAUGUUACACUUGA
Messenger RNA from Dermochelys coriacea (leatherback sea turtle), 5374 nucleotides. It is a transcript of the gene HECW1, whose product is annotated as HECT, C2 and WW domain containing E3 ubiquitin protein ligase 1. The transcript has 29 exons. Gene Ontology annotation, molecular function: ubiquitin-protein transferase activity; protein binding. The coding region runs from base 283 to 5079 and encodes 1598 amino acids. Gene Ontology annotation, biological process: regulation of dendrite morphogenesis. The record is from RefSeq and is a predicted model, not a curated record. NCBI's taxonomy places the organism in Eukaryota, Metazoa, Chordata, Testudines, Dermochelyidae.